This is a messenger RNA of Talaromyces rugulosus, 1632 nucleotides long. RefSeq lists its product as uncharacterized. Gene Ontology annotation, biological process: transmembrane transport. The record is from RefSeq and is a predicted model, not a curated record. The transcript has 3 exons. Lineage: Eukaryota; Fungi; Ascomycota; Eurotiomycetes; Eurotiales; Trichocomaceae. Bases 1 to 1632 code for a protein of 543 amino acids. Gene Ontology annotation, molecular function: transmembrane transporter activity.
AUGGAUCUCCAGAAAACCGCGUCCCUAAGGCCAAAUGAAACAAGAACCGAUGUGCUAGGCAGCCUACGCCUGCGGCAUCAGGAGACAAAUGAGAUAAUCUUGAUUCCAAUACCCACAGAUGAUCCCAACGACCCGUUGAAUUGGUCGAGGCCAUUUCGUUACUACAUAGCCUUUGUGGUUUGCCUGGCUGUCUUUUUCUGUAACUUCUUGGCUGCAGGACCGACAGUAGCGAUUGUGGAAACCACCGUGGACUUCUUUGGCCCCGAGGGCCCCAAUUUCAGUGCCCAGAUCUCAAAAGUAGCGUUCUUCUAUACAACAACUGCCCUCACCCAGGGCGUGGGAAUGCUCUUUUGGAUGCCGUUGAUCGUAAAAUACGGCCGAAGACCUAUCUAUGUCAUUUCCUUUAUACUUUAUUUCGCUACAGGAGUAUGGUCAGGGUUUGCUAAAACAUACAGUGUUGAGUUGGCUGGUCGGAUUAUCAUGGGAUUUGCAGCAGGCGCUGGAGAGUGUCUUGGUCCUUUGACUAUCGCUGACCUAUUUUUUCUGCAUGAACGUGGGACCGUGAUGGCAACCUACACCGCGGCGCUUUCCAUGGGCGUUUCAGGUGGUAUCAUCAUCGAUGGGCUUAUAACAAUCUCCCUCCAUUGGCGAUAUAUUUACUAUGUUGCCUGCGCCUUGAUUGGCGGGGUGACAGUUCUCGUUAUUUUUACCUUCCCAGAAACCACCUUCCAACGCAAUAUUGAACUGUCACAUGAAUGUUCAGUUACCAAAUCAGUUCAAGGGAAGGAUGGUUCCAACAGUCUAGCUGCCUCUGACCACAACGAGAAUGGAACAAUUCAUUUGGUUCCAAAGAAAGUAGGCUAUAUUGAGUCUCUCAAACUUUUCAACAAAACAAAUUUCACUUCUGAGCCGCUGCUCCGGGUCUUCGUGCGCCCAAUUGUUUUGAUUAUUCUCCCUUCGGUUCUGUGGACAUCGCUUGUUUUCGCAGUGACCAUUGGGUUUCUUGUUGCCAUCAGUUCAAAUUUCGCCACCGCGUUCUCCACGACAUACGGUUUCAGCUCAUGGGAAACAGGACUAUGCUUCAUAUCUGGACUCUUAGGUUCGUUUAUUGGAGUGUUAUUUGGGGGUAACGUGUCGGACUGGUGUGCAGACUGGUUCACCAAGCGCAAUGGUGGGAUCCGAGAACCUGAAAUGCGUCUACCAUCAAUUGUCAUUGGAGGAGUUUGUGCCCCAGUCGCCUUGAUUCUCUACGGCGUCGGGAUAAAUAACGAAUUGCAUUGGAUGGUACCAACCCUCGGUCUUGGUAUACUGAGUUUUGCUAUUGUCCAAGCGACAAAUGUGGCUAUGGUGUAUGUAAUCGAUUGCUACAGGCCGGCAGUUGGUGAAGUUACCGUCUCUAUUUUGUCUUUCAAAGCUGCAUUCGGGUUCCUACUCUCGUUUUACACGAAUCCGUGGAUUGAUCUGGAAGGUUAUAGUAGAGCCUUUGGCGAAAUGGCUUGUAUCUCUGGGGUUAUGGUAGCCUUUUCAGCUGUGUUCUACUACUGGGGAAAGCCGAUCCGUCACAGUACUUGGAAAUGGAGUGUCAUGCAAAAGUAUGGACGUUGGGCCGCCGAUCGAGAGGUGGGAGAGUAA